This is a messenger RNA of Daldinia caldariorum, 1383 nucleotides long. Its product is annotated as aldolase. Gene Ontology annotation, molecular function: 4-hydroxy-tetrahydrodipicolinate synthase activity. The transcript has 2 exons. The coding region runs from base 254 to 1240 and encodes 328 amino acids. The record is from RefSeq and is a predicted model, not a curated record. Lineage: Eukaryota; Fungi; Ascomycota; Sordariomycetes; Xylariales; Hypoxylaceae.
AAAACACUAGGACCUCGGGAGCUAGUCAGACGUUAUUGACCCACACUCCACAAGGCGUUGCAUACAACAUAGGGGAUAGAAAGCCAUUAUGUUAUGAAAAGAAGGAGAGAGUGUCCCGUUGCCGUCUAUCUAGUAUUGCACUUCGAAAGCUAUAAAUAUAGCUACGAGUCCUCUUUCCUUUACUGUCGUCUCCCUUUUCUCGGCGCCCCCUUUCGUGGUUAUACUACUCUCUUUACGCUACCUAUAUUUCGCCAUGACUGUCUCUAACAGUACUGAGAACAAUGGUCACGCGACCGCGAGGCGGCCACUCCCAUGUGGCAUCUAUGCCCCCACCAUGACAUUCUUCGACCCUGAGACCGAAGAGCUCGAUAUCCCUACUAUCAAAAAGCAUGCCGAGCGUUUAGCUAGAGCUGGACUAGCUGGUUUGGUCACUAUGGGUUCCAAUGGGGAAGCCAUUCACUGCACGCGCGAUGAAAAGGUAGCAGUGACACGCGCCACCAGAGAAGCUCUGGAUGCCGCAGGUUUUGCUACAACGCCGAUCAUCGUAGGAGCUACGGAAGGCAGCGUAAAGGGGACCAUCGAACUCUGCAAGGCGUCUGCGGCGGUUGGAGGGGAUUACGUGUUGAUAUUACCUCCGAGCUACUUUCGCGCUCAAAUGGAUGAGGAAGCUAUAGUUGGUUAUUUUACAGCCGUAGCAGACGAGAGUCCAUUACCAAUCGUCCUAUACAACUACCCUGGCGCAGUUGCUGGUAUCGACAUGGAUUCGGAUCUCCUCAUCAAGCUUGCCGAGCACCCUAACAUCAUUGGUACGAAGUUCACAUGUGGCAGCACCGGCAAACUUACUCGCGUAGCACUAGCUACCAACGCGAAGACCCCUACCUCGGAAGGUAGCGGGUAUAUGGCGUUUGGUGGCAUAUGCGAUUUCACAGUCCAGACGCUAGUAUCGGGAGGAAGCGGUAUCAUUGCAGGCGGCGCGAAUGUCAUGCCUAAAGUCUGUGUCAAGGUUUGGAACCUAUAUGUCGAAGGGAAGAUAGACGAAGCCAUUGCGCUACAAAAAGUACUUUCGCGAGGCGACUGGUUCUUGACUAAGGCAGCCAUCGCAGGCACAAAACAGGCGAUUCAAUCUUAUUUUGGCUACGGCGGAUACCCCCGGCGCCCGCUCAAGCGUCUUGAGCAGGCCAAAAUCGAGUCUAUAGCGGAGGGAAUAAGAGAAGUGAUGGAAGUCGAAAAGUCACUAUAACGACAAGAAAUGGGUUACCGGGAUCUUGGUCUCAAACCCACAGGGGACUGGCUAUAUGCCGUCGAUAUUAGCCGCGUGGCCGUUAGUCUCCUAUUCUUGGACGGUGCGGGGUUCGAAUCCCGGGGUGACGGGUGAGGCUCUUG